AUGGCUUGGGCUCUGGUCACGCCGUCGUCACGAGGCAUCGGGUUCGCCUUGACGCGACAUCUCCUUCGGACGUUGCCUGCGAGCGUCCCGGUCGUGGCGACGGCGCGGUCCAACGUGUCCGAAACGAAAGAGAAGAUACUCUCGUCGCUGGACGUGUCGGGUGACCAGGCGGCGCGUCUCGACGUGCGCGAAUGCGACGUCCUGUCGGAGUCUUCCAUCGCGCGCCUGGCGCAGCAGUGCAAGGAAGAAUACAACGAUCGAGCGCGAAACAAGGCGGCGCAUCUGCGUCUCGCAUUCGUGAUCCCCGGCAUGCUGGUCCCCGAGAAAGCUCCGGACAAGGUCGACUACGACGCCGCGUUGCAGACGGUGAAGAUGAAUCUGAUCGCGCCAAUGAUGCUGGUCAAGCACUUUUCACAAUUCUUACCGCGGAAAUCGGCGACCAUUGUCGAACAUGAUGGUGACGACGACGACGACGGAGGGAACGACAGUGUCGACGGUACGGGUGGUGGCGGUGGUGAUGGUCGGAGGAGGAGGAGUCGUCGUCUUCUUCCACGCUCGGCCGUGUUGGCGCUCAUGAGUGCCAGGGUCGGAUCGAUCGGGGAUAAUCGUCUGGGUGGAUGGUACAGCUAUCGGGCUUCAAAAGCUGGCUUGAAUCAGUUCGUCAAGUCGACAGACAUCUACCUGAAGAUGCAGAGUGCGGAAAACGCCAUGUGCGUCGGUCUUCAUCCCGGGACGGUCAAGACGAGUCUGAGUGAGGAGUUUUGGCAGAGCACGCCCAAGGAGAAAUUGUUCAGUCCGGAAUUCAGCGCGGAGAGACUGAUUGAUGUCGUUGUCAACCACUUGAAGGAAGAUGGGCGAGGGAAGUGUUGGGACUGGGAUGGGAAAGAGAUUCCUCCUUGA
This is a messenger RNA of Exophiala spinifera, 900 nucleotides long. RefSeq lists its product as uncharacterized. The transcript has a single exon. NCBI's taxonomy places the organism in Eukaryota, Fungi, Ascomycota, Eurotiomycetes, Chaetothyriales, Herpotrichiellaceae. The record is from RefSeq and is a predicted model, not a curated record. Bases 1 to 900 code for a protein of 299 amino acids.